Messenger RNA from Rotaria sp. Silwood2, 2352 nucleotides. NCBI's taxonomy places the organism in Eukaryota, Metazoa, Rotifera, Eurotatoria, Philodinida, Philodinidae. The record is from the annotation of a GenBank genome assembly.
AUGAUAUCGUUUCUAUACGGUUGUAUUUUACUUGUUUCAAUCCCAUUAACAACUGCCGUUCUAUUGGAUGGUGGUUGUACAAAUGAUACUCAAUGCGAAGGAUCUAAUCUUCGUUGCCGAGAAGGAAGAUGCCAAUGUAAUUCUCCAGCAUAUGUACCGUGUCAAUCAAGAUGUGAUAUAAAUUUUCGUUAUGCUUAUGAAGGAGAUAGCUGCGAAGUAAACGAGAAUUGUAUAGAAAAUGCAAUUUGUGCCGUAAAAAAAUGUAUAUGUAAACCAGAGUAUCCAGCUAAAAAUGGACUUUGUUUGAAAAAUUUGAAUGCCACUUGUUCAAGUCAUACGGACUGUCGAUCACAAUAUUGUCCAAAUUCACGAUGUGCAUGUGCACCUGGUUUUGAGCUUUCUAAUAAUCAAGAAAGUUGUAAACGAAUAUUGGUUAAUGUUUAUAAUAGUUGGUCUGAUGCAAAUACAGCACAAGCAUUUUGUUAUGAUGAUAAUUCAUGUAUAGAUACUAUUGCAAGCUGUAUUGGUGGGCCACAAAAUACGACGAAAUUUUGUAAAUGUCCAUAUGGACAUAAAGUUGAAGAUAAUAAUAAACGAUGUGCACCAAUUAUUAGUACAUUAUUAUCACCAUUAGAUUCCUUGAUAUCUAAUUAUGGUGAAUGUGGUUUAUGUGAUGAUAUUAAUGCAGCAUGUAUACAAGCUGCUGAUGAAAUAACAUGUUGGUGUCGUAUUGGUUAUAUUAAAAAUAAUAAUAAAUGUCAAAAUGAACCAAGAACAAAACCUCUGGUGAUAUUUCCAAAUUCAGCUGAUCUUAAUUUACAUGAUUUUACAGAUCAUUGUACUAAUGGAAGCAAUAAUACAAAUCAAAUUGAUAAUAAAUUAUGUGUAUGUGCUCCAGGUUAUGAAUUUGUUACUAGAGAUCAAUCAUGUGUACAAAUUCAACGUGAUUGGAUAAAUGAUGUAUAUGAAUAUGGUCUUUGUACUCGUGUUACAUCUCGAAAUACAUCUAUAGGCCUUAAUGGUUUAUGUCCUGAGCCAUUAAAAUGUGAAGCACGAACAGAUAAACAUGUUUGUUCAUGUGGUGAAGAUAAAUUUCGAGAUAUAGAUGAUCCAAGUCAAUGCGUUUAUUUUAUUGGUAAGAGAACAAGUUCAAUUAUUGAUAAAUGUCCAACAAAAAAUGCCGUACGAAAUAGCACAACUGGCAUUUGUGAAUGUCUUGCAGGAUAUAGAGUGACUAAUAACAAUCGUCAAUGUGAAAUGAAAUUAUCAUCUGAAAUCUUUCAACCACCUUGCAACUCAAAUCAAUUAUAUAAUACAAUAUGUCAGAAUUUAUUCGGUAACACUGCAUUAUUUUGUACGAUUGGUGAAUGCCGGUGUUCGGGAAAUUAUAGUUUUUCGGAUCAGGCUCAAACUCAUUGUUAUGCACCAUUAAAUCAAUCACUUGUUCAACCAAUAAAAGAUUGUCCACCACAAUCCAAUCCACAAGGUGAUCGUUGUCAAUGUAAUGAUACCUAUCGUCCAUCGAAUGAUUUUCGGCAAUGCGUUCGUUUGCAAGUACAAUUAGUUGAAUAUAUAGGACCAUCAACAAAUACAAAUGGAGAAUUGACUACAGAAGAGUGUCAAAUUUUAUUUACAGGACCUGUUGAAUCCUAUGCAACUGGUCGUUGCCAAUGUAAAUCUAUAGCAUUUAUAAAUGCUAAUAAAACUGGAUGCUUGUCUCGACUCAAUGUCACAUUGACAGAACCAAAAGAUUUUCAACAUUGUCCUCCACGCAGUACUAUUGCGUCCGGAGGAAUAUGUCAAUGUGAUACUGGUUAUACAGGAAAUAAUAAUGAAUGUGUGCCCCUAGCAAAUCGUGUCUACAAUGAUAGUGAUACUGCAGCACUAAAUAUAACCGGUUUAACUACACCCAUCUGUACAAAAUUGUUCGGUUAUGGUGCAACGUUAUCAAACAAGGGAAGUUAUUGUAUUUGCAUACCUGAUGCAUAUCAUGUUGCAAACUUUUCAUUUUGUCUUUUUUUUAUUAACCGAAUUACUAGCGGUAUUAAACGUGAUGUCGAUUGCCCAGCCGAUUCGUUUGUUUCUCCUCAGAGCUUGCCAUCGGCAUGUGUAUGUAGUCCAGGUUAUCAUGUGUCAUCUGAUAAUAAAACAUGCAUAACAGCAAAUAUUGCUCUGGUUGGUACUGCUAAUGUUAGUUCAUCUCAAACAACGAAUUGUACCACUUUCAAAAAUGUUGACUGUACUGUUAAAUAUGGACAAUAUGCUUUUUGUCAAAAUGAAGAAUGUUUUUGUAAUCGUCACAUCAGUUUUAUUAAUUCAUCGGGUCAAUGUGGUAAGUUUUCAAAAUUAUAA